This is a messenger RNA of Silurus meridionalis, 2540 nucleotides long. RefSeq names its product zinc finger, AN1-type domain 3 (gene zfand3). The record is from RefSeq and is a predicted model, not a curated record. Gene Ontology annotation, molecular function: DNA binding; zinc ion binding. The transcript is spliced from 6 exons. Bases 303 to 971 code for a protein of 222 amino acids. Lineage: Eukaryota; Metazoa; Chordata; Actinopteri; Siluriformes; Siluridae.
GGUAGCGCUCACACUCCAGCUGAUCGGCCUCGGCUCCCGGUGCGGUCCGGCGGACUGUACGCGGCUAUACAUCAUUUCUCGACGGCUUUUUCCCCCUGUUUUAAUCGGAAAACAUAAUUAUUACUACGUGUUCUUGACGACCUGGGUGUCGUGUGUUGUCUUAUUUUUGUUUUUGGAACCCAGGAUUAUAUUACAAAGCCAUUUCGGGAAACGGCUGGCUGAGGAAUUUCCCAACAACAAACAGGCCGCUAGCGCAUCCCCGGUCUUUCUUAAGAGGAGAUCGCCGAUUUUCACGCUUCACCAUGGGGGACACUGGGAGCGAACGCAGCAAGCCGACGAGUAACGUUAUACCUCCGCGGUGUCCUUGCGGAUUUUGGGGGUCAAGCAAAACCAUGAACCUCUGCUCCAAAUGUUUUGCAGACAUCCAAAAGAAGCAACCAGACGAGGACUGCUCUUCAGAGCCCGCCCCUAGCUCCAGCAAUAGCCAAUCAGCCGUCUUCUGUAACGAGACAAGCAGCAGUAGCCAAACCCUGUCCUCGGGCUCUGAGGGGUCGUCCACAGAUGCCACACCUCUCUCCAAACAGGAAGAAGUCUCGAGUACAGACACAGCCCGAGGCACGCUAUCCACUCCCACGAAACGGCCCUGCGAUUCAGCCUCAGGUUCGGAGAGCGAUGCCUCCCCAGAGAAGCGAGUGCGUGCCGGCGAGUCCUCCGAAGAAUCUCAGCGAGGGCUUAAGCAGAAGAACCGCAGGCGCUGCCAUCGCUGCCAAACCAAACUCGAGCUUGUACAGCAGGAGCUCGGCUCAUGCCGCUGUGGAUACGUAUUCUGCAUGCUGCACCGGCUGCCCGAGCAGCACGACUGCCUGUUUGACCACCUGGGUCGUGGAAGAGAGGAAGCCGUGCUUAAGAUGGUCAAGCUGGACCGCAAGGUGGGCCGAUCCUGCCAGCGCAUUGGAGAGGAGUGUUCCUGAACACACACACACACACAUAAGCACACACGCAAAACACACUAUAUACUCCCCUUGCAGUCUUUAUUCCCCCAAGUCAACUGAGGCCAGUGGUGCUUAGAUCCUCAGUGCUGAACAAUGCAACACACACACACACACACACACACACACACCACUCACUUAGCACUGUUCUCCCGACACACACACACACGCAAUCUACUGGCCCGUGACACUCCUCACAAUUGUCUUAAUCUCUUUUUCCUGUGGAGCUUGUUGGAUGACACCAUCUCAGAAAAACAAAAAACAAAAAAAAAACCAGGAGUAUCGUCUACCGGCAUUUUUGGCAUGCUGCCAUCAUCGGAUUUUUUUUUUUUUUCUUUUUUCUCCUUUGCCAGUUCGUGAUAAAAAUAAAAACAUCUCGCUGUUGAUCUCAAUUAAGGCUUUCAAGUAUAGGUCACAAGGUCAGCCUUCCCAAAUUCACACACAAAAAAAAAACCUCCCAUCAGGCCACAAAGCACCAGAGGAAAACGUGGUCUCUGAUCAGGAAUUCCGACCUUCGACCUCAUGAGAGGAAUUGGGGUUGUCUCGACACCCUGACCACCUUUCACAUUUUUUUUUUCUUUUUCUUUUCUGAUCUCAAAACAGACUUCACAACUUUUUUUUUUUUUUUUUUAUAUCGGAGUCGCACACCCUCAUUUGGAGAUGCCCUCUGCUGUCACUUUUCUCACACUCAUCUCACCCCCCCUUCACAUACACACAUGUGCACCAAUACAUACACAUGAGUUAUUUAGAUUUUGUUCAUCCACACACACACACACACACACACACACACACACACACACACACACACACAAAACCACGUGUGCCCAGCACAUGGACAGAAGCUAAAUCGGUACCCUUCGGACCGGGUUCAUUCGGGAUAUCGCCCCCCAGGGCUUCAUGGGAACUGUAGAUCAAACACUUCUGUAUACUUACAGCUUCAGUCAGACCCACAUAUGAUGUAUUUAGUGAUGCUCUGCCUCCAGAAAGCUACAGUUCUCAAAAUCACUUCCCUUCACCCCCAAUCCUGUUCUGGUCCUCAUUUAUUUUUCAUGUUUCUUCUCACUUCCAGUUUUGCACUUUCCCUAAUGUCUCCCCCUCUCUUUCCAACACACGAUUAUCUUGUUUGUCACGUUUCCUAAGUGGCUUUAGGAAGGACUGGGUUUCGAAGGUUGGAGGCAGAGUGCUGAUUAUACCGAUAUUUUUUAUUGUUUCUUUUUUUUGUUUGUUUCUUACUUUAAGCCGUUAUUCUUAUUCUGUUGAAAGGACAGCGCCGAAAACAAUAAGUAAAUAUCCUGUAUCUUAAAGAAAUCCUUAUUUAACCAUCUUUGUGUUUCUGAUUAACUCGCACUAGCAUAGAGCUGCGUUUCUUUUCCCUCUUUAGGUUAACAUUGUUAAAGAGAAUUAAAAAAAAAAAAAAAAAAAAAAAAAGCAGUAUGGAUAAGAUAAGCCUUUCUGUAGCCUUUCUUUGGGUUUAUUUGUUUUAUUUUUCGUUUCUUUUUUUUCUCCUCCUUUCCUUCUUUUUGCUGAAAAAGAAUAAACUGGAUUAGUGAA